CUAUCCUUCCUUCCUUCGAAGCCUCCUGUUCUUUACAUUCUUAGUCCGCCUGUGGCGAUUUUACUUUCAAACUUCCUUCUUUAUUGUUUCUUCCGCGCAGUCCGGCACAGCGUUCUUUUAAACCUUUACGUUCUCUAGCCCCGGAGGUUUCAACCCAUCAUACCCUAAUCUUAUUAUUAUCGACAACAUGCGCUUGCUCGCCGUUUCAGCCGUCUUGUUCCUUAACGCCGCGCUUGCAGUGCAAGCUGCGCCUCUUGCCCACGCCCACCAUCCGAGAGGCUUUGAGCUCGUUGCUCGUAACGGUGGCCGCGGUGGCGAUAACAACAGGAGGGAAGAGGAGAAGAGGAGAUACGACGAGAGGAAGAAACAGCAGGAAGAGGAGGAGAAACAGCAAGAGGAGGAGCUGCAGAGGUUGUUGGAGCAACUCCAACAGGAGCAGGAGAAGAAGGAGGAGGACGAAAGGAAGAAGGUGCAGGACGAACUCAAGAAGGCGGAGGAGCUGAGGAGGCAGAACCGUGAUAGGUAUGAAAACAAGGACGUUGUUGUCGUCGUUGUCCAGAUCAUAGUGAUUGUGGACUCCCAAGGAAACCCCUCCCCCCCGCAGCCACAUACUGUAGCCAAGGUCCUCUACAAACAAGAGGGUGCUGUCGCUACUGAGACUCAAUAUGCCACUGAACCGGGGACCCUCACACUCGUCCAAACCGAAGCAGCAGCCAACGCUACCGAGGCCGCUGGUGCCACGGCAACAGAGAUCACUGUUACUGAUGCCACCGCUACUGAGACCGCGGCCGAGACCGCAGCCGAUGGAGCUGAGGCCACCGCGACCGACACCGCAGGUGUUGAGGCAACCGGGUCUGCUCCCACCGCCGGUCCUACGGCUACGGCUACCGCGACCGCUCCCCCCACCGCCCCUACGGGCAACCCGACCGCUCCCGUAACCACCACUUCGGCAGCUACUGCUCCACCCGGAGGCACCCCCACUGCUCCCGUCGCAGUCUAAAAUCAGUUUUUUUUUAUAUUUUUAUAUGACUGAUGGAUAAGAAAGCUAUGGUACUGCUGGCACUCUACCCACACAUCUAGAAGGAGUGAAUAUUGUCUGACGAUUAAGAAUGUCCCCAUUUUCCAUUUUCCGUUAUUUCCCUUCCCUCUCUCUCCCUCUCAUGCUUUCCUGGAAGGUGGUGGUCAUCAUGUAAUUUAAUAAAUUAUUUUCAUAUUAUUAUUUCCUUCAUACACGACUCAAUUCAAUUUGUUGUUACUGCA
Molecule: messenger RNA, 1260 nt
Organism: Tuber melanosporum (Perigord truffle)
Lineage: Eukaryota; Fungi; Ascomycota; Pezizomycetes; Pezizales; Tuberaceae
Exons: 5
Coding region: 188-1000 (270 amino acids)
Source: RefSeq, a predicted model, not a curated record